GCUUGUUUCCGUUCCCAACAUUGCACAAAAUUCAACCUCUCGACUCGAACGCCCCGAGCCCAGGGUCUCAAACAUAUUCCCAGCACAAGUACACCUCCAGAGCCACAAUGGUCUCUCUAAGCACGCAUGUCUACGCCACGCGGCCCAACAAUCUCGCCAUCGAAUGCGACAUAUACUCGCUACGUUCUCCCCGCCGUCCUGAUCCCGCCAUUGCUACCGGCAGCACAGACACCCUCGAACAUGGCCAAGCCGCACCACCAGAAACAGUGUUCCUGUACUUCCACGCCGGCGGACUCGUCAACGGGUCCCGGGACCGCCUCCCGCCGUGGCUCGUGCAGGCUUGCGUCGUAGAGAGAGGUUGGCACCUGAUGAGCGCCGACUACCGCAUGCUCCCGCAGGUCGGCGGCAGAGAGCUGCUCGAGGACGCGAUGGCUGCGUAUCAGUUCGCGCGGUCGUGGUCAUCAUUCGGGUCGUUCGAUGUGCCAAGUGCUGCUCCACGGCGUGAGAACCGGGUCGUCGCAGGCGGUGGCAGUGCAGGCUUUUUCCUUGCCACUCUUCUCGCGCAUCAUGCCUCAGCCUAUUCUGUCCCGCCUCCAGCGGCGCUUCUCAGCCUGACAGGCAUCAUCACCCACCGGCACGACUUCUUCAACUCGUCCGUACAGCUCUUCCCCCGCGAGAUCACGCACGAGGAGGUGGCACCCUUCUUCGCCGAGCCCGUGCAGGUCGGCAGCAUGACGCGUGGUCACAAGGUGUAUUUCUGCCCCGACAUGCUUGAGGCCGAGACGGGCUUGCGCAACAGAGCAUACAAAGCUCCUGAAGCCCCUUCAGCUCCGCUCGGCGACAAUAGCAGUGGUGCAGCAGAUCCAGAGGUGGGAAGGGGAGAGCUAUAUGACUACCUGCUUUUCAACAACCGAUACCUCGACCUCAUCGGGCGAGAUAUAGACGUCGGCUUUGCCUGGGCGGAUCCCAAAAACGGAACCACUCGUGACGAGAAACUCGCCGCAUGGCCGCCGACGAUCAUCAUCGCCGCGGACGCAGACACCGACGUCAGCCCUGCCGUGACGACAGACAUCACUGCUCUUCUGGGGCCGAGCAAAGCACAGGUCUUCACUGCGCAAGGGAUGUGGCAUUUAUUCAUGGCGGACUGGUUCCUCGAUGAUUUUGAUCGCCUCGCAAGUGGUGAAACAGAGGGUGGUACUUCAACGAGUACCAUGAUAAGCCUUAAGUUGGGUCGCAGCCCAUCCUGGGCAACGGCCGUGAAUGCGCUCGUCAACAACACCAAGAUGACGACUCGUUCCCGAACACACGGCAUAUACACGGUCGGCUGGGUCUGCGCUCUGCCCAAGGAGCAGACGGCGGCAACGGCGAUGCUCGACGAGCGACACCCAGACCUCCCCAAACCAAACAGCGACCCAAACUCGUACACGCUCGGGUCCAUCAGCGGCCACAAUAUCGUGAUCGCCUGCUUGCCCAAGGGCAAGAUCGGCACGAGCUCCGCUGCAAAAGUUUCAAGUCACUUGAUCAGCACCUUCCCAGCCAUCCGAUUUGGGCUGAUGGUCGGGAUCGGCGGCGGCGUCCCUCCCAAGGUACGACUCGGCGAUGUGGCCGUCAGUGUACCUGCCGAUCAGCAUCCUGGCGUUGUGCAAUGGGACAUGGGCAAGGCCGAGCAAGGCGGAACGUUCCGACGAACGGGCGUCCUGAACAACCCACCAACGUUGCUAUUAGCUACGUUGACCAAGUUGGAAACAGCUCACGAAUUGGAAGGCAGCAAGAUUCCACAGUACCUGCAGGAGCUACAAGAACGAUACCCAAGGCUGGCGGCCAAAUACCUGCGGUCAGAUUCAAUGCAGGACGUCUUGUUCAAGGCAAGCUACAACCACGAGGUUAAGCAAGGUAGAGGCGGCGCAAACAAGGGAGAAGACGAGGAGGAAGCAGAGAGCGACGCUGAAGAAACCUGCCAGAAUUGCGACGUGGCUCAGAUUCUGAAGAGAACGCCGCGGGAGAUGCGUGUACACUAUGGACUGAUCGCAUCUGGCAACCAGGUGAUCAAAGAUGCCUGGUUCCGGGACGAGUUGGUGAAAGGACUGGGGAAGGUCCUCUGCAUUGAGAUGGAGGCCGCGGGGCUGAUGGACAGCUUUCCGUGCCUUGUGAUCAGGGGGAUCUGCGACUAUGCGGACUCGCACAAGAACAAGGUAUGGCAGGAGCAUGCUGCUGCAGUUGCGGCGGCCUUCGCAAAGGAGCUGCUGAGCUACGUCAUGGUGGACGAUGUGCAGGGAGAGAAACCGAUCAAGGCCAUUCUUUCUGACCAAUAUGCAGUAUCCGAAAACGUCACUUCUAUUCGGGAAGAAACCUCAAGAAACACGCGUAUACUUCACAAGAGGCAAGACAUGGAGAUACUCGACUGGCUCUCAACUCACCAUUAUGGCCCUCAGCAGAGCGACACCCUACAGCGAUGGCACCCGAAGACUGGCCAGUGGUUUCUCAGUUCAGCAAUCUACCAGGACUGGCUUCGGACAGGAAGCAGAACUUUGUACUGUCCCGGUAAUCCCGGUGCAGGAAAGACAGUCAUGGCUUCAGCCGCGAUCCGCGAUAUCGAUCAUCGCUUCUCAACCGAUGCCAAUAUCGGUCUGGCUUAUAUUUACUUUACGUUCUCGCGACAACGGGAUCAGACCGUUGAGCACGUGCUAGCCAGUCUUCUGGUACAAUUCCUUCGUCAAAAAGUCACCCUUCCGGAUCACAUUCGCGAUCUGUCCGAGCGGCACCAGAAGAAAGGAACACUACCAACGCAUGACGAUCUGAUGCAAGCAUUUCAUCGGGUCGUCUCCGCAUUUCAUCGGGUGUACAUUGUGUUGGACGCUCUCGACGAAUGUGCGGCAGAGAGCCAGCGUCGAGCCAAGAUCAUGACGGACUUGUCGGAAAUCCAAGCCAGGGCCGAUGUGAAUAUUCUCGCCACAUCGCGGAUAAAUGGCGACAUCGCGAGUCUAGUGACCCGUCAGAACACUGCAACCCUGCCCAUCGUUACUCAGGAUCAAGACAUGGUCAACAUGCUUCGAGAUCGGCUCGGCGCAUUUGAUCGACAGCUUUACAGCGACGAUUUUGCUGACCUCGUCGUCACUAAAGUAGCCAGAGCAUCGAGGGACAUGUUUCUUCUAGCGGACUUGCACGUUAACGCUUUAGCUGCAUUGCCAACAAAAGGAGAUGUCCUCGACGCUUUGGACAAAAUUGAUCAAGGGUCAGAUCGUCUUCACACAGUCUACGAAACUGCCAUGGGCCGGAUACAGAGUCAGGGUAGCGGUCUCGCACAGCUGGCCAAGAAAACUCUCCUGUGGGUUGUGCACGGAAGGCGACAGAUGACCAGUACAGAAGUCCGGCAUGCACUCGCCAUACGGCCGAAUACGAAGGCAAUCGACACCAACUACUGCCCCAGCAUCAAACGCGUCACAUCUAUCUGUGCCGGGCUGGUCAUCGUGGACAAGGAAAGCGACACAGUUCGGCUGGUUCACUACACGACUCAGGAAUACUUUGAGAAAAUGGGCCAGAAAUGGUUCACUGAUGCGCAAGAAGAGAUUGCCAACAGCUGUAUCACGUAUCUUUCCUACGAAGUCUUUAGCAGCUACUGCGAAACAAGGGAAGACUUACAGAGGCGGCUUGUUGCCUACCCGUUCUACAGCUACGCAGCCUGCGAGUGGUCCCACCAUGCCGGCGCAGCUUGUGACGGCCCAGCUGCGAUAGAGUUGCUCAAGGACCAACGUCAGGUUGAAGCAUCAUGGCAGGCACGAUUGUCCACCAACGGAAUCCAUCAUGAUUUCCGGGACGGGAAAUACAUUGCGAAUAACAUCAAUGGAUUACACUUGGCUUCGAUCCUUGGCUUAUCGGCUGCGGUGAGGCGCUUGUUGGGCAUCUACGAGGCUGAUUGCCGUGACAGCCUGGGACGUACACCAUUGCUAUUCGCGGCCGUGAGUAGACAUACCGAGGUAGUCAAGCUGCUUCUGAAGACCAACCAAGUAGACGUCGACGCUAAAGAUACUUACGGUCAGACACCGCUAGUUUUAGUGGCUGGUUUGGGAUAUACAGAGGUAGCCAGGCUGCUUCUUGAGAUCGGGCAAGCAGACGUCAAUCACAGACAUGGGCUAAGUGAACGGACACCGCUAUCGAUAGCGGCUGUGAACGGACAUACCGAAGUAGUCAAGCUGCUUCUUGAGAGCGGGCAAGCAGACAUCAACACCGAAGAUCACUGGGACUCUACACCGCUCCUAUUGGCGGCUGACAACAAUCAUACAGAGGUAGUGAAGCUGCUUGUCGAGGCUAAGCAAUGCAAUAUCGAUAACAACGAUAAGGACGGCCGGAUACCACUAUCGCGAGCGGCCGAGAUUGAGCAUAUAGAGGUGGUGAAGCUACUUCUCGAGGCCAGGCAAGUGGACUUCGAGCCUGAAAAUCUUGGUGAAUGCGAGGAACAGCUGCUAUGGAUGGCUGGGCAUGGAAAUAGAAACGUGGUUAUGCUGCUUCUUGAGGCCAUGCUACUGGACAACGAGGCCAAAGACGAUCACGGCCAGACCCCACGAUGAUAGGCAGCAAAACCAUGAAGUGGAUUUGUUCUAGCCAUCCGAGCGUGGG
This is a messenger RNA of Microdochium trichocladiopsis, 4614 nucleotides long. RefSeq lists its product as uncharacterized. Gene Ontology annotation, molecular function: hydrolase activity; protein binding. Gene Ontology annotation, biological process: nucleoside metabolic process. The transcript is spliced from 6 exons. The record is from RefSeq and is a predicted model, not a curated record. NCBI's taxonomy places the organism in Eukaryota, Fungi, Ascomycota, Sordariomycetes, Xylariales, Microdochiaceae. The coding region runs from base 108 to 4565 and encodes 1485 amino acids.